AUGUCGUCAUUGCCAUCGUCUUCGUCAUCAUCUGAGGCUAAUCCCUCAACAUCUUCAUCUUUAACUUCAACAGACUCUCCUCCUUCAACACCGCCUCCAUCAGAACCAACACCGCCUCCGCCCUCUCCUCCUGCAUCAACGCCUCCCCCGCCCUCUCUAUCAUCAACUCCGCCCCCGCCCUCUCCAUCAUCAUCGCCCCCUCCCCCUCCCCCUCCAACCUCACCUCCUCCGCCCCCACCAACUUCUUACCCUCCACCUCCCGCGGCUUCAACGCCACCCUCAUCCCCUCCCCCUACCCCUUCCGCAACAUCCAGUUCCCCUCCCCCUUCUCCUCCCGUAACAUCAAAAUCCGAAUCCCCUCCUCCGCCAGUUUCCACAGUCACUCCCCCGCCAUCUCCUCCCACCUCAAACCCAACCCCUGUGGCUGCCUCGCAAAAUCCUCCUACACAACAAGCUAAUUCCUCUUGGUUGCCUACAAUUCCUCCACCCCAACCAAUACCUAUUUCUCCAGAACUACCUACAUUGCCUUUUAAUUUCUCUCAUAACCCUCCACUCCCAGCGUCCGCUAGCUCACCCCCAGUUCCUCCACACCCUCAGAAUGUGAACGGCUUUAUCAUCGCCGGAGUUGGCGCGGGAGGUACUGUGAUAAUCGCACUUCUCUUCAUCAUCUUCUGCCUUUCUUGUAACCGAAGAAAAAGAAAAUCCGAUUACGUAAUGGAACCAUUGCAAUGGCAUGGUCAGCAACCUAUUUAUCCAACCAUGAAUCUCCACCCUCCUGCCGGAAGCUUCAUGGGCGGCGGGUGGGUCCCGAAUUCAAGUAGCGAAUUUAGCUCAGGCCAACAUGGCGCUAUCCAAUCACAAAACAUGGGUGGUAUGUACCAGUUCAGCUACGAGGAGCUUGCCGCAGCCACCAACGGAUUCUCUCAAGCCAACCUGUUGGGGCAAGGUGGCUUCGGCCCCGUGCACAAGGGUGUUUUGCCUGAUGGGAGAGAUGUUGCCGUCAAGAGCCUCAAGAGCGGCAGCGGCCAAGGCGAGCGAGAGUUCCAGGCUGAGGUUGAGAUCAUCAGCCGCGUCCACCACCGCCAUCUCGUCUCCCUUGUUGGAUACUCCAUCGCUAAUGGGAACAAACUCCUCGUCUACGAGUUUGUUCCUAAUAAGACGCUCGAGUUUCAUCUUCAUGGAAAAGGUGAACUUGUGCUUGAUUGGGCGACGAGGCUUCGUAUUGCAGUUGGCAUGGCCAAGGGGCUUGCAUACCUCCAUGAAGAUUGUUCACCACGAAUUAUCCACCGUGAUAUCAAAGCAGCAAACAUUCUUAUUGACAAUAACUAUGAAGCAAUGGUGGCCGAUUUCGGAUUGGCUAAACUCACUACUGACAACAAUACUCAUGUCUCUACACGCGUAAUGGGAACUUUUGGGUACCUAGCACCGGAAUAUGCAUCAAGCGGGAAAUUAUCAGAAAAAUCAGACGUGUUCUCAUUCGGGGUGAUGCUGCUGGAGCUCAUCACCGGGCGGAAGCCAAUCGACCUCUCAAACAGCAUGAUGGAAGACAGCCUAGUAGACUGGGCGAGGCCUCUUCUAACAAAGGCAAUGGAAGAUGGCAACUUGGAAGAGCUGGUGGAUCCACGGCUAGAGGGUAAAUUCCACCACGCCGAGUUGUCUUGCAUGGCUAGUUGUGCUGCUGCGAGCAUACGACACUCAGCGAGAAAACGGCCUAAAAUGAGCCAGAUAGUGCGGGCGCUUGAUGGGGACUCGUCGUUGGAGGACUUGAACGAGGGGGUGAAGCCAGGGCAGAGCACGGUGUUCAACCCCAACGGGGGGUCUGAGGUGUACGACACGCGUGCCUACAAUGCCGACAUGUUGAAGUUCAAGAAGAUGGUCAUGGCGUCUGGGGAAUUCACCAGCAGCGAGUACGGUACCGACUCCUCCGAGGUUGAUACUCAUUGAUGUCUAAAUCAUAAUCUUAUAUCUCCACUCACAUGUAUCAUAUAUGUAUAUGUACUUCAUGUAGGAUUACCAAACCAUAUAUAUAUACAUUAAGGCGUCUGACCUAAAUUCCAAAUGAAA
Salvia splendens (bonfire salvia) is the source of this 2064-nucleotide messenger RNA. RefSeq names its product proline-rich receptor-like protein kinase PERK15. Gene Ontology annotation, molecular function: protein kinase activity; ATP binding. NCBI's taxonomy places the organism in Eukaryota, Viridiplantae, Streptophyta, Magnoliopsida, Lamiales, Lamiaceae. The transcript has 5 exons. Gene Ontology annotation, biological process: protein phosphorylation. Bases 1 to 1944 code for a protein of 647 amino acids. The record is from RefSeq and is a predicted model, not a curated record.